Dicentrarchus labrax (European seabass) is the source of this 2160-nucleotide messenger RNA. RefSeq names its product hes-related family bHLH transcription factor with YRPW motif 1 (gene hey1). The record is from RefSeq and is a predicted model, not a curated record. Gene Ontology annotation, molecular function: protein dimerization activity; RNA polymerase II cis-regulatory region sequence-specific DNA binding; DNA-binding transcription factor activity, RNA polymerase II-specific. The transcript has 5 exons. Gene Ontology annotation, biological process: circulatory system development; Notch signaling pathway; regulation of neurogenesis. Gene Ontology annotation, cellular component: nucleus. Lineage: Eukaryota; Metazoa; Chordata; Actinopteri; Moronidae. Bases 106 to 1101 code for a protein of 331 amino acids.
AAGCUGAGUGCUUCAAACGGAGGCGCUCCGGGCAAACCUGGACAGACGCACGUCAGACGCAGACACAACAAGCGCAUUGAAGGACUAUUGUGAACCAAUUUAAAAAUGAAAAGGAAUCACGAUUUUAGCUCCUCGGACAGCGAGCUGGAUGAGACUAUUGAGGUGGAGAAGGAGAGCGCGGACGAGAAUGGGAACAUGAGCUCUCCUCUCGGGUCCAUGUCUCCCACAACCUCAACUCAGGUGCAGGCGAGAAAAAGGCGUCGAGGAAUUAUUGAGAAACGGCGCCGUGACAGAAUCAACAACAGCCUCAGCGAGCUGCGCAGGCUGGUUCCCAGCGCCUUUGAGAAACAGGGCUCAGCCAAACUGGAGAAAGCAGAGAUUUUGCAAAUGACUGUUGACCAUCUGAAGAUGCUUCAUGCUGCUGGAGGCAAAGGUUAUUUUGACGCCCAUGCCCUGGCGAUGGACUACCGUGGUCUGGGUUUCAGGGAGUGCCUGGCUGAGACGGCCCGCUAUCUGAGCAUAAUCGAAGGCUUGGACAGCACAGACCCUCUGCGGCUCCGUCUGGUCUCCCACCUAAACAACUACGCCAGUCAAAGGGAGGCUCACUCUGGCCUGAGUCACCUGGCGUGGGGCUCUGCGUUUGGAUCCCCUCCUGCCCACCUGACCCACCCCCUCCUCCUCCAGCACCAACAGCACCAACCACUGGCACCUUUACCCCGCAGCGCCACCAGCAGCCCACAAACUCCCCUGUCGUCUACAUCCACUUCAUCCGCCUCUUCCUCCUCCUCUUCUUCAUCAUCCUCGUCGGCUGCAGAGACUCACGUCCCAGGCAGGCGCAGCGGCAGCGUCACCCCUCACUCAGAUCAAGUCCCGAUCCGGGUUCCCCCCACCACUGCCGCUCCUACCACCGUCCACCACGCCUUGGUCUCCUCAUCAGCGUCCAAGCUCUCCCCUCCUCUCCUCUCCUCCCUCUCUGCGUUCCCCUUCCCCUUCAGCGCCUUCCCCCUCAUCUCCCCCACCACCACCAUCAGCGCCCCAGCACCAACAUCCAGUGUGGGCAAACCCUACAGACCCUGGGGUAUGGAGAUAGGAGCUUUCUGACUGAAGUGAAAACCUACACAAUGUAGACUCACUACCCAGCUGAGCUGGACUUUCAAGGACAAGGACUUUUUAUUUUCCCAACUAAGAAAGUACUAUUUUUUCUAUGAUGUUGACAUCCCACAGAGGAUACACCUAGCUAUAGGAGUUUUAUUUUCUUGCUAAUGUAUUGUGUUUUGUAUAGAAGAAAAAAAAACAGUGAGGAGGGAGACGAUGACUAAAAAGCAGCAAGAGUGAUUUAUUGUGAUUGAUCUCUGUUCCUGCCUACCCCUUUAGAAGUUUCACCCGCUGUUGUCAGCCUAUCAGGAAUGGCUUUUCCAGAUGGUCAAGCAGUCGCCGCCCGUCAAGUUCCUGGGCGAAAUUGCCCCCCCCCUUUGUUUUCCCUCUGAGCUGAAACACCCAGUGUUGGUGCCCUGGUUAAAUACAGAGAGGAGGGGGUGUGAAAGGAGGGACUGAGGUGGUUGGGAGUCACCCCCUUUUUACGGCAUUUUAUGGGGUGGAAUAACCGAAACCAGGUGUUUGUUUGACUAAAUACUGGGAACAGAAGUUAUCUACCAGCUUGGUUGAAAUAAACUUAACCAUGAUUUACCCACGAUCUCCGAUGUUCAUAUGGCGCUCCAUUGUUUAAACUUGCUUCCUCAAGUUAUGUUUCCUCUCUACAGUAAAUCUUGUCCUUAACAGUUGAGGCUGCACAUAUGUUUUACCAGUUUUCUACCAGCUUUUACACAUUUUUUUCAUUCCUCAUGUAACUGAUGCUUUUUUUAUUACCUUGUUUGUUCCUGUUCAAAGUAGCAGCAUUUUAUCGAGUCAGUGUAUUUGUAUCCGUCACUGCAGUUGCAGUAAAACAAGGCAACACAAUUCAGUUGUUUUUCCUUUAGAAAGACCAACUUCUGCUUUGCACCUGAUAUUUUGGUGUCUCCUGGUAAACCUCACUGUGAGUUUGUAUAUUUUAUGGUUGUACAAAGCACAAGCAAGCACAGACAAAUCAGAUUUCUCAGCUUUUCAAAGUCAUUGCUGGUGGUAAUGACAACUUCCCUGUAAUAAAUGAGUUCAGAUAAAUCA